UUUAAAUCAUGCAUAUAAUAUAUAUGACUGCAUGUUAUGUGCAAGUCAUAAUUUGUACAUAUUUACAAAACGUGCAUAUGCACAGUGUAUGCAUACACACUUAUAUGUGUACUAUAAUGUAACCGUGCAUGCACGCGCGUGACGCACAACGUGCAUACAUAGAUGCAACAUACAUAGUUGCACAUACAUAGUGAUGAAGCGUGGACUGCAGGAUCGAUAGAAGAGAAAGAUCGUGGUCACGGGGUACAUGGGGUAUGGAAAAGGAAAGUAAAAUAAGGUAGGAGUAGAGGGAGUAAAAUGGACAUUAGGUGGGUGCGAGUGGUGCGUGGUUGUUGGGGUGGUGAGUGACAAGGGUGGGUGGAACGGGCGGAGUGGGCGGCAAUGGUCAGGCGGUGAGCAUAAAGAGGAUAGGAUAAUAUCGGUGCGCGACCUCCGCGGUAGCUUCAAGUUCGCCGCUUUAAUACCGGCAGAUCUACGAUGUAGUUAUGCCGAAGAAAAGCACAAGGCAUGUGAGAGAGUCGGGGUUAACGAGAAGUUCUCAUCAUAAAAACAGUAAUCCUGGAAUAGCGUCGGAAUCGAAAACGAAACACUUUCGAAGUGUUCGCAUUGGUCUUACGAACGGCAAGCGUUGGCUUUCUCUUAAGAAGCGCUUAGGCCUGUCAACCGAUGAAGAUGUUGCAGUUUAUUUACUUGAUCUUGCUGAAUCUGCAUCCAGGCACAGUACAAAGUGCAAUGAAGAAGAAGAAAGGGAAAUGGAUCAGGAUAAGGGGGAUAAAACAGAAACGAUGUCGACUGAAAACUUGAUGGAAGAUACAAGAGAGUCUCUACGUCGAAGCUUAAGGAAACAAAACGUUGGAGUAAUUUCAGAGUCUGAGGCACCUUCAGUUGAUACAGCCCAAACCAAAUUAUCCGACGAUGUUGAAUUACGUGUUCUGCGUAGUGCAAGAUCCAAACAUCACAAAAAUAAAGCUAAGCAUCACAAAGAUAAAAGGAAAAAGAAGAAACAUCUUAAAACUGUCGAUCCUGUUUCAACUGUAGAAACCAUUAAACCACUAUCUAGUGAUGUAAUAUUAAAAGAUGAGGAACAAAUUUCUAUUAAAACAGAUAAUUCUAGAUUACUCAGUGAUAUAGAUGUCAAGUCGAAUUUAAAAAAUAGUCUUCGUGCUGCUAAGAAGACCAUUGAAUCUGUUAUGGCAAAGACUGAACACAUAGAUAGUAUAGAAUUUAUAGAAAAUGUAAAUACUAAUAAAAAUGUAGUUUACCACAAAAUUAAAAAUGAUGCAAAGAGGAUAAUGACAGAUGAUGACAAAAGGGAGUACUCAAAGUCUAAUAGUUUAACAACUUCUCCUAUUACUCAAAGUAUUGAAAAUGCAACUGAACAAAUCACAAAUUUAACAGCUGAUGCUGCUUUUCAUGUUCAGUCUAAUGAGAUAAAGGAUGAUGAAAAUGUUUCUGGCAGCAUUCCAUAUGAUGACCAUCAUGAAGUUGAUAAUGCAAAUUCUUAUUGUUCAAAUAUUGAUACAAAUAUGGUUCAAGAAGUAGAAGAUCGAAAAUUAAAGAAGAAACGGAAACGGUUGAAGUACGAUAUCGAAGAUGAAAAUGACGAAAAUAGAAAGGAAGAUUCAUCUGAUGAAGUUAUAGAUGAUUCUGUACAUAAGCAUAGAAAAAAGAGGCACAAACAUACUAAUGAACAUAAAAAUCGUAAGCAUCAUGAUGUACGGAAAGCACCACAGGAUGGCAUAAUCAUGCAGGAAGAUAAGAACAUUUGUUCUGUAGCAAAUGAUACAUUGGCUGUUAUGGUUGAAAAGCUUCAAACUGAGACAAACGUUGAAAAUUUAAUGUCUGAGCCUCAAAGAUUAGCCAUUAAAAUAAAACUUUGUCAAGAAUGCAAUAAUCGCCACUUGCAGGAUGCCUGUCCAUUAAAUAUGCCCCAGUAUGCAAUUCCAGACUCCAUAUCCUAUGAAGAUUGGUUAAACAAGCAUAAAGGAAAUAUCGAAGUUUUAAAGGCUAUAAAGUCAGAUGAUCCUAUGUCUGAAGGAUAUGGGAAAGCAACAGAAGAUAACAUAGAGUCUGAUGAUGAUUCUGUGUUGAAUGAACAUUGCAAAACAAAGGUGAAGGCUCAAAAAGAGGAAAAGCAGUUAAUUUUAGAUGCUGAUCGACCAUUAUACGCUAGGGAUUCUUUACCCGAAUGUUUUGAGUUAAAAAUCACUAAUUCAGAGCACGGACUCGGAAUAUAUGCGAAAAGUUCUGUUCCAAUGCAUGUUAAAUUAGGUCCUCUUGUUGGAAAACCAGUAAAGGAAAUGGAUAUUCCUGAUGAUUUCCCUAUGAGACAUAUUUGGGAGAUAGAUAAUAAUGGUAAAACCUUGUACAUAAGCACCACUAAUCCAUUAAAAAGUAAUUGGAUUCGUUAUAUUAGACCCGCUGACACAAAAGAAGAACGAAGUGUUGCAGUAAUUACAAAACAAGGAGAAUUGCACCUUGUUACCACUCAAAAUAUUGUAUCGGGAAUGGAAUUAACAUACUGGGCAGAUUCGCAAUCUUCGGCAUGGACACGAAAAAAUAAAGUAGACAAAACGAAUUGUGGGGGAUGUAAUUUAAAUUUUGCCCAUCCGAUAUAUUAUCGCUUGCAUUGUUGCAUUUUUCAUGAUACCAACUACAGUUUGACCAUAAGAAAAUAUCAUUGUAAGGUAUGUGGAGCUGCUGUUUUAGGUAAAGAUAACAUAAUGAAACAUGCUGCAGAAUUACAUGCUGGUCGAGGAGCAUAUCAGUGCCAGUAUUGUAAAAAAUUCUUUUUACGAUUAAAUUACCUUGAAAUGCAUCGAACCUACGGAUGCUCACAAAAUCCACAACGUUCGAGACCAUUAUGUGAUUUUUGUGGACGGAAAUUUUGUCAGCCACAAAAACUGAAAGUGCAUAUCAAACGAAUGCAUAGCGAUAUGUCCGAAGUACUCCGAGAAUUUCAAUGUAAACUCUGUCUGAAACUUCUUGGUUCUCGUGCUGCGCUUCAACGGCAUAUGAAAGAAGUUCAUCAUAAAGAUGUCGUUGGCGCUGCAACUUGUGAUCGAUGCGGAAAAAUGUUUCAGAAUAAGAGUAAUUUAAAAAUACACAUGUUAACACAUAGUGGAGUAAAACCGUUCAAAUGUAAAGAGAACAGUUGUAAAGCAGCUUUUACUACCAAGCAAUGUUUACAAUUUCAUUAUAAAAAAGUACAUGGCCUUACGGAAGAAAUGAUGCCAAAAAUUGAACGUUCCGUUGCGUACACUUUCGAUGCGUAUAGCGGUGGACUCGUCGAAGAUGUUGGUCGCGGAAAGACACCUCGACCUAGUAAAAGAAUUUCUCAGCAGGAUGAUAACAGCAACGAAACUUCUUUAGACGAUAGUAACUCUAAACACGACUUGAAAACUGAAACACCAAACAGUUCCAUGCAUUCAACUAUUAUUGAAUUUGGAACGAGCUCUGCGUCCAAAUAUAAAACGGAGCAUAAUUCAAGAAUUUCAACACCAUCACUUUCAAUGAAUGCAUCAACUCUUGAGACAACAGUAGAAAAUGUUCGCACGGAGACAGAUCUUUAUGGUACCUCUAGAUUACAAAGUAAAGGUAGUAAAAAAUGGCUCGGAGAGUUUAAUCCUCCGAUUACUUCCGAUUCAACCAUAGUGUCUAAUACAAUCUCGCAUUUAUCGUCGAGCAUCGUUACUGGAAGUACUUACGAUUUUGAAGACAGUAGAAAAGAAAUCGAUGAGAAAGUUACUUCAUCGACGAGUACAGCUAGAGUGCAAGGGAUUAUAGAAAAUAGUAAGUUAGGUCUUAGUGUUUAUAGAAGAACUGAAAGUGCGAGUGCUAGUUUAUUAGUCGAAGCAGCUCUUGAUGCUGCUGAAAGAGAUAUAGGAGCUGUAACCAGUCCAAUACUGGAGGACAACGAUCGAGAUACAAAUCUUUAUUCGAUAUCCAGUCAGCUACAUUCUCCGUUACCUCAAAGAUCACCGAAUCACUUAGAUUCUUACAUGCAGCAACAAGAGGAACUGAUAUCUCCAGUACCUACACCGGACAAUCGAAAUACACCGCCUACGCACUUACACGUCGAUUAUCAACUACACCGACCUGUUGAUUAUAUUGAUACACCAAGAACACAUAAUAUUGAUCAGUAUUUACACCACGAAGAAAUGCCACGCGUUUCUUCACCAAACAAUUAUAUUCAUAUUCAGCAGGAAGAUUUAGUGUCACCCUCGGCCACACCAAAUCCACGUUAUCAAGACGUACAUCAUCAUCAUCACCACCACCAUCACCAUCAUCAUCAUCAAAUACCCACAGACAAUUUGUCCAGUGACGAAGGUGAUUCUGUUGCACAAAAUCUCAGUCUGUCUGUAAAAGAAAAGGCGAUGCAACUAGAUCUUUCGACGUCGUAUAAAUACGAUUCUCUCGAUCAAGACUUUACCAGAGAAAGGUCAAGUUUUGAACCUCUUGUUCUUAAUGGAGAGCUUCAAGGUUUGGACAUGUCUGCUAGAGGAUUCCAUCAUGGAUUUGGCGUUCAGCUACAAAACUCACGGUAUCAUCAUCAUCAUUUAUACGAAAUUGCGGAAAGACAGAGUGUUGAUCUUAGUAGAACCGGAGGUUACUCAAUAUCAUCACCCACUUCUCUUUCAGUAGCUUCUCAGGUAUCAUCUGGUCCCUCUGUUGCUGUGACAGCUCCUUUACCACCGCCUUCAAUACCACCGCCACCACCACCACCUCCUCCUCCACCGCCUCCUCCUCCAGCUCCCCCACCUCCACCACCGCCACCUCCGCCUCCACCACCACCACCACCUCCUCCCCCAUCAUCUUAUUCUCACAGCGAAGUUUUGAGAAUUGUAAGUUUGGAUCUUACUCCCGGUGGACGACAUACUGUCGAUCUUACUCUUUCAAGAUCUCAUCAUUUACACGGAUCCGGAGCUCGCGUAAUAACCAGUCCUCAGUCCACAGCUUCCGGUAAUCCACACAUCGUACCUGAUGUGGUGGACGGACGAAUUUUAUCUUCCCCUCCACCACCGCCUCCUUUGCCGGGAUAUAAUCCAAGUUAUCCUGUAAGUCCUGCACCGUAUCAUCCACCUAGACCAGGCUAUCAUCAUUAUUCCGGUUAUUACUAAUUCAUAAUUCUCUUCAAUCAUUUGCAAUAUUUCUAAUUACUCUUGUUCUGUUACAUUCGUUCACAUUUGUUUCCUCUUUCAUACACAUAAACUUUCUUCAAAUAAUCUCUUCCAUGUAACACAUCAUUCUAUUUGUAAGUUCGUUUCGCACAUGAAAUGACAAUUCAUUUAUAUAUAAUUCCUUCAAAAAUUUCUACUAUAACUCGAGUAUUUUGUGUUUUGUAGGAGGGAACUUUUUAUGCUCGUUGAAUUAGAGAUGUUUUUUUACUUAUCGAAAUACGAUCAGUAAAUAAUAAAAUCCAAUUUAAAACACGUUCAAAACUACUCGUAGAUCCUUACCUUUCGGAUUAAAGUACAAUCCUGAAACAGAGAUGCGCACAAACACAAAAAGGUAGAAUGUGUCGAAAAAUGUAUAGCGAAAUAUGAUGUGUAUUUAUUAUUUUUGAAAUGAACAUUAUUUUUUUAAACUAUUUAUGGACAAAAUUGUAGGAGAAAAUUUGUUGGGCGAUUACAGGUACGAUACCUAAUUAGAAGAACCAAUUAAUUUCUCAUCUUUUAGAUUAAAUAUUUAUAUGAUGCACAUUUUUUCUAUAACUAUAUAAUAAAUUCGAACAUGACAAUUACAUUUUCUAAUAAAAGGUAGUGUACUCUUCUGGAGAGAUAUCAAAUACUUUACACAAAAUAUUACUUCAAAUAUAUAUUCUUCUGCUUCUUGUUUAAUGACAAGAAAAUACUUGAAAAUCAUGGCAGCAACAAUAUACAUUUGUACAACAAUAUUUUCUUUGGAUAUUUUAACAAGAAUAUCAUCACCGAUGAUGUCUUCGAAUUUAGGAAAAAAAAAAAAACGAAAAAAAUGCUGCGAUAGUAUUUAUGGAUAUAACAUUUUUUAUCUUUCAAAAGAUUUAAAUCAUGGUUUUAAUUAGUCGCGACAAUUCUCGGUUCAGGGAAAAAAUCAAUCGAGUUGCCUAAUGAUAGCUAUAAGUGAAUCUGCAUAGUGAUAAUGAAACUUAAAUGUUCAUUUUUAUUCUAGUCAUAUUAUAUUAAUUUCGAAGUAUUAAUCGUAAAUUAUAUAUUGUAAUGUUGCGGAGAUUGUAAAUGAAUCGUUCGCUGUAAAAGCUGCAAUUUUUAUUUAAUAGUUUGUUCGUUGUUAAACACAAAAAGAAUUACAAACUAAGAUUGGCAAUAAUAAAAUCAAAUUCAUUUGCAAAAUCCACAACUAGGUUCACAUAGCUUUCACAUCUGUUUUAAUUUCUUUUUCUUAUAAACAGUUUAUAAGAACCAAAGAAUAAAAUAUCGUGUAAUUUUUGUGCCAAAACAAAACGUUCAUUAUUGUACGUGCGUUUUUAACAUAAACCUGCCGAUUAUUUUGUAUUACGUAAAAAUACUCGUAGCGUUAACGAUUAGUAGGUACAUAACAUAAAGCUAAAUGUACGUAUGUAUGUAUGUAUGACUGAAUGUAUGUUUCGCGUGUGGACAUGUUUUAUGCAAAUGCAUGUGUAUAUACGAAUGUAUAUAUACGCAGGUAUGUAAAUACGUCGAUAGAUGUGUAUAUGUGUUGCACAUCCUUUAGGUCAGGUAACGAAACGAUAAGUUUUUUAAUCGCUUUAAUUCUGAUCAUUUUUUUAAAUGUAUUUUUAUUAUUGAUGUUUUUUUACGCGUUUCUUUCUUUUUUAUAUUUUAAAUUACGUUUUCGUAAUUUAGGGCUUCCCAUUUUUAUUGAAUCAGUUUAAAAAGUGAUUUCUGUUGUUUUACUUUUUUGUUUAAAAAAAAAGAAUAUUAUAAAUAAACGCAGAAAUAAUCAAUUACCUUCUUGUUCGUCUAUUCACGUAUUACUAGCUAUAAUUACAAAGAACUUUAACAAUGUUCACAAGUACAAAUAUAAUAUGGAAUACAUUUGUAUCGAAUUUCGUAAUAUAGCAAACAAAAUGAAUAGAAUAAAAUAUAAAAGGUAAUAAUAUCA
Messenger RNA from Megachile rotundata (alfalfa leafcutting bee), 7080 nucleotides. RefSeq lists its product as uncharacterized. NCBI's taxonomy places the organism in Eukaryota, Metazoa, Arthropoda, Insecta, Hymenoptera, Megachilidae. The record is from RefSeq and is a predicted model, not a curated record. Gene Ontology annotation, molecular function: protein binding.